Ilyonectria robusta is the source of this 1344-nucleotide messenger RNA. RefSeq lists its product as uncharacterized. The transcript is spliced from 2 exons. Gene Ontology annotation, molecular function: FAD binding. Lineage: Eukaryota; Fungi; Ascomycota; Sordariomycetes; Hypocreales; Nectriaceae. Bases 1 to 1344 code for a protein of 447 amino acids. The record is from RefSeq and is a predicted model, not a curated record.
AUGGCAUUCACCAGCUUCAAGGCCAUCAUCAUCGGGGGCGGCCCAGCGGGCUUGACAGCAGCGCACGCGCUAUACCUGGCUGGAAUCGACUUCCUCAUUCUUGAGGGGAGGGAAAGUGUUGUGGUGGACCAAGGUGCUAGUCUGGUUCUUGGACCACAAAGUUUGCGAGUUAUGCAUCAGUUUGGCCUUCUGGACAAGCUUCGAGCGAUAGGCGGCGAGAUCGGUCAUUGUAAGGCCUUCACUCUGGACGGACGCGAGUUCAAAAUCCACACUCUCCUCAAGACCAUGAGGCAAAACCACGGCAGCGCCCCCAUUGCAUUCCAUCGAGCCCAGCUAAUCCAGACGCUUUACGACGGCCUCCCGAGCGACGCUAGAGAAAAAUAUUUGACGGGCAAGAAGGUGGAGGACAUUUCGUUUGACAAGCAGAGCGCCAAGGUUACCUGUGCAGAUGGUAGCACGUACGAAGGUAGCAUCGUGAUUGGCGCCGACGGCGUCCACAGCAAAACCCGCCGUCUGAUGCGAAAGCUGGCAUUAGAGUCCAAUCCUCAAGCCGAAUGGGACGCCGAGACCCCUUAUACUUGCGCGUACCGGUGUAUGUGGUGCAGCUUCCCGCGGCCCUCGGACUCUGGCGAAGCCUUUGAGACACAGCAUAAAGACCAAUCCGUCAUGUAUCUCACAGGCCACGAGCGCGGCUGGAUCUUCCUGUACGAGAAGCUACCAGAGCCGACCACGGAGCGCACCUCGUACACCGACGUGGACGUGGACGCAUUCGCAGCCAGAUUCGCAGACUUCCCAGUCACCGACACACUCAAAGUCAAGGACGUGUUUGCCAAGAAGUUGACUGCAGGGAUGGCCAAUCUCGAGGAAGGUGUUUUGCAACACUGGAGUAUGGGCCGGAUCGCGCUGGUAGGCGAUGCGUGCCACAAGUUUACACCCAACGCCGGCCUGGGUUUCCAGAAUGGCAUCCAAGACGUCGUCGCGCUGAUCAACAGUGUGCGGACGACCGUACUCGAAACACCCGGCGGCGACCCCAGCGUCAAGGCUUUAACAGAGGUCUUUCAAAAAUACCAGACCGACCGCGUGCUCGCACUCAAACCGGACGUCACCCGGUCCGCCCAAACGACGCGCAUGCACGCCUGGUCAAACUCGUACUAUUUCGUUGCCGCUCGGUAUAUCCUGGCCUUGCCGUUGGUGGAGUACCUGUUGCUCAAGUAUGUUGCAGCGCGCCAGAUUAAGCAAGGAUUGGUCCUCGAUUACGUGCCUUGUGAGGAGCCGCUCAAGGGAGACGUUGAAUGGGUCCAUCAGAUGAAAAACUCGGCGACAACGGCGAGCGGGCUAGUUUAA